AUUAAAACGUCUUUUCUUCCAAAUUUGCCAUCAUUGCAAUUUUUGUCGCAGCCAAUUACCCUACUGUAUUGUAUCAAUUGUAUUUUGUUGCUGAUUUAUAUUGAAUUGAACAAUUCUAAAAAAGCUUUCUACAUAUAGCUGGCUGACAACAAUUCAAAACAGAAAAUUACUUCAUUCAUCCCCGAUACUUUGUACGGCAUUUUUUGGUAAUAAUCAAUUUCUGAAGUACUGUGCCUGCGUAGCAGUUGAAACAAGUCCAAGCUGUUGAAUUUGCCACAAUUAUAUUUGCAAACAUCGUCGUCGUCGUCGCAUAGUGCGCGGAGUAACAACAUGCCAGUACAUGAGUUUAAAGUGGAAAUGACCUGUUCAGGAUGUGCAAACAGCGUAGAGCGGGUGCUAAACAAGUUGGGUGCGGAAAAGGUUGAAAAAAUCAAUAUUGAUCUUGAUUCAAAAACAGUGCUUGUAACGUCCAGUCUUACAGCAGAUGAAUUGCUGGAGACCAUAAAGAAGACCGGUAAAGCGACGCAGUAUGUUGGUGUGAAAGAAUGAAAUGAACUUUUUUGCAAAUUUCGUAAAAUUGCCAAGUUAAAAAUGGAAGUUUAAAAAAGCGACGAAUUGGGAGAGAUUGUGGCAAAGAAAGCGAACGUAAACACAUCUGUGUAUGGCCAAUUAUAUUGAUAUUUUUUAGAAAUAAAAUUUUAAUAAGUAGUUAAAAAACAAAUGAAAAAUUUAAUAAGUAAUUGAAAAUUUAAUGAAGGAUCAAUUAAAUUGAUUUAAAUAUGUACAUCAAACGGAUAACAAUUUAUUGUAAGCUAUUAGAGAAUUUAAGCAGUUUCUCGUUGUCAAACUAGUGUUUAAUUAACAAAUUUUCAGCUAAACAAUUUUUAAAUAUACAAUAGCUAAACAACUAAAACGGAUACGAAUCGAUUUACUAUAGAUCAAACGAAUAAAGUUACAUAUUUACACAAUUU
This is a messenger RNA of Ceratitis capitata (Mediterranean fruit fly), 971 nucleotides long. RefSeq names its product copper transport protein ATOX1 (gene Atox1). The record is from RefSeq and is a predicted model, not a curated record. Gene Ontology annotation, biological process: copper ion transport. Gene Ontology annotation, cellular component: cytosol. Bases 331 to 549 code for a protein of 72 amino acids. The transcript is spliced from 3 exons. NCBI's taxonomy places the organism in Eukaryota, Metazoa, Arthropoda, Insecta, Diptera, Tephritidae. Gene Ontology annotation, molecular function: copper chaperone activity; metal ion binding.